Dermacentor albipictus is the source of this 1698-nucleotide messenger RNA. RefSeq names its product cysteine-rich secretory protein 2-like. Lineage: Eukaryota; Metazoa; Arthropoda; Arachnida; Ixodida; Ixodidae. Gene Ontology annotation, cellular component: extracellular region. The record is from RefSeq and is a predicted model, not a curated record.
CACCACGUGCCCACUGCGUAGUCUUGCUGCGUUCGCAUCCUUAGUUGAAUGUUUGUAAGCGUAAAACUCGAAAGUGUGCCGACGGCGGAGUGCAAGCGUGUCUAUACGUGUACGAUCCACCGCCUUUGCCCGAGCCACUGCAAGAGCGCGCUUUGUUUCCCCCCCGGACGGCAGCUCCCGAGUCAGUACUCAAUGUUUACCUUCCAGGCUGUCUUGCAAACGCGGCCUUCUUUGAAAGUGCCCGUCGGCGCGCCGCACGCGACCCUCGUCUGGCGACGAGGUGGCUGGCUCCGGCCUGAGAAGACGACGCGCGAAACCCGCGUCCUCUCCUCCACCUCCUCGCUAUUUGCCUUUCUCUGGCGGCUAACCGCUCGCCCAGCGCGGGCGUUAUUUGCCUCGCCGAGCGCCCGAAGAGCACUCCUUGAGCGCAUUAGGGCCUUGGCCCCGGGGCAUCAGCGGACCGGCGCCCAGCGCAUCCGUACGGCGGUAUUCCUUUCAAACACAAUGUUUUUAUCACCAAGACGUGUGAUAUCGUGAUGACGGGAUGCACAGAGUUUGAAGCACUCAGCCGAAAGUACUAUCUUGAAAUGCAAAACAUGUUGAACGAAUUGACAUCUCUAUGGCUGCUUUCAGUAGGACUUUGCUGCGGAGGAAAUAUUCCUACAUUGCCAAGGCCCAAGGUGUAUGGACACAUGUUGCCAAAACAGAGCUUGGAUACACGGUACAGACCAGUGAUGAAGAGAAUCGUCUUGUACCACAACUUUUUUCGCACCAGAGUUGAUCCACCAGCCAGCGAUAUGCUCGAAAUGACAUGGCACAAAGGAGCUGCUAAGGAUGCGCAGCGCUGGGCGGAAAGUUGCCAACUUCUUGUCCAUGACAACAGCUCGGGACGCUGGGUUGAAGAUUAUGGAUCCUGUGGACAAAAUAUCUUCGUGUCGAAUGUGAAAGUGCCAUGGUUUUUCGCCAUCAAGAUAUGGUUUCUGGAACAUCACAACUUCUCUUUUGGAGAUACAGGAAAUAACAUUCCUUCCGUGGUCGGCCACUACACCCAGAUGGUGUGGUACAGUUCGCACAAAGUAGGAUGCGGCCUUCAUUACUGCGGGCGCAACGUCGUCAAGAAGCCGUUCUACAACUACGUGUGCAAUUACUGCCCCAUCGGCAACUAUCCUGAACGCUUUGGAAAGCCGUACACAAAAGGUAAACCCUGCAGCAAGUGCCCAGGCCACUGCCGCUCCAAGAAAUUGUGCACAAAUGCCUGCGAACAUGCCGACUUCUGGGUGAACUGCCGCGAAAUCGCCAAGCACUGGCACAAGUGGCUGUGCGGAAACCCGUCCAAGGAGCAGUACAAGGCCUGCAGGGCGACGUGUUCUUGCAAGGAGCGCAUCAAGUGACCAGCAUGACACGGAUCGCGGAAGGCUUGGAGGUGUUUCGUGAUAGAGACAGGCUCGGCACCCUUCGUCUGAAGACCGAAAAAACUACAACCAAUGCAAUGGGGCCCAGUCGCACGGACUGCAUAUUCCAUUAAUGGCCAGCAUUUGGCGUCAUCCACGCGGUGCACACGUUCAACCGCGCAGCAUUAUCAGAUAGGGCAUGCGAAUGUGCGCGCUAAUUCUUUUUCCAGAGAUAUUUGGAACGGCAGGCUUGUAACAAGAAGGAAAUAAACCAGUAUUUCUAGUCGCAAAGCGAGAGGUAUACGUU